Molecule: messenger RNA, 4480 nt
Organism: Vespula vulgaris
Lineage: Eukaryota; Metazoa; Arthropoda; Insecta; Hymenoptera; Vespidae
Product: protein glass-like
Exons: 8
Coding region: 2378-3739 (453 amino acids)
Cellular component (GO): nucleus
Source: RefSeq, a predicted model, not a curated record
GAGUACGAUGGAGGGGGAAGGCGGGAAGGAAGAGCUACGUUAGUGUUGAGGGAGUAACAGAGAAAACGAAAGAGACAGACAGAGAUAGAGAGAGAGAGAGAGAAAGAGAGAGAGAGAGAGAGAGAGAGAGAGAGAGAGAGAGAGAUAGAGGGAAAGAGAGAGAGGGAGACGAGCAGAUCAGGGUUCGUUGUGGAGUGGGGUCAGAUGGUACGUAGUACGUAGUCAGUGAGUAGGUAAGGGGUGAGAGUGGGUGGUUGGUGGAUCCCUAGUUAGCCAAGACACAUUGGCAAGCGAUCGUGCCAGCAUGGCAGUAGCCAACGUUAGUAUUCGCAAGGACUUUGAGCCGCAGUCGUCUUUCAUUUAUUAUCCGCGAUCGGCGUUAAAUUAGUGAACUAUAUAAUAUUUAUAUAUAUAUAUAUAUAUAUAAAUAAAUAUAUAUAUAUAUAAGAUCGGUGUAUUUGGUUAAAAUAAUGAAAAACCGAACUAAUGUGUUCUCGGUCAUGUAAAGAAAUAGAAAAUAAUUAUCUUCGUUUCGUGUGAUAUACAACGAACGGGAAGGAUUUUGUGUAUCACCGAAUAUACGCGAACAUCCUUCGUUAUCGAAUUUUUGGACGUGUUAAAGAAAUCUACAUUAUUGUGAUAAAACUCCUGACAAUAAGAUGAUAAAAAAGACUUUGUAAUUAUUGUGCGGACUGUCGUGGUGAUACAUUUGUUUUUUCUUCUUCUUUUUUAUCGAAAACAUCGUUCAAGUUCAUCCCUAAAACAUAUAUAUAUAUAUAUAUCGGUCUAUCACAUUUUUGAAGAAUCUAGUGAAUCAACCAACACGAAACUAUUGGAUUUCAAAUUCUAAUUAUUAGUGUAUAGAUUUGAAAGAUAUGUGAAACAUAAGUGUUGACGACGUUUUAUCAACGAUCGGGAUUGCUAUUUUAUACUUCUUUCUUUUCUUUUCUCUUUUUUUUUUUUUUUUUUUACCAUGAAGAUUAAUAAUCAUAUAUUCAACGAGAAAUAUUUCCCAUGGAAGAUAGUGCCGAUCGUACGACCCUAUAGACGAAAGUGUAAGGUAUGUGGGUGUCACGUGGGGUUGGAUGCACAUGGUUCUAAAUCUAUGAAUGAAAAUAUUUCGUAGGUUUCCUGCAGAAGCCCUUAGAGGAGACCGACAGGUCUUCCAAGCCAUAAAGGUACCUUCAUGUUCUCUCUUUCUCUCUCUCUCUUUCUCUCUCUUGGCCCAUAUAUAUAUAUAUAUAUAUAUGUAUAUGUAUAUAUAUAUAUGUAUAUAUAUAUGUAUAUGUAUAUACACGUGCAUUUUAUAUUUUCAAUCAUUCAUAAAAAAAAAGAAAAAAAAAAAGACAAGUAUUGCGACUUGAUUUAUAUCUGUUAUUACGAUUACGAAUUAUUAUAACUAUUAUCACUAAUAUUCCUAUCACUUUUGUAAUUGUUAUGAUUGUUUCUACUUGUUACUUAUUUGAAAUUAUUCUCACGAAUUUUAUCUUAUCGUACAAUCGAAAUUUUCUUUAUAUUGACACUCUCAAUUUGAUAAAUGUUUAAAGAAAAAAAAGAAGCAUAGAUAUAAUGUAUAUACACACACACACACACACAUACGUAUAUAUAUAUAUAGAUAAAUAGAUAGAUAGACAAACAGUAAUCUUUGUUUUUGAAUAUUUUAUUUCAAAAACGUUUCUUUGUCUUUUCUUGGUACGGGGAAGAAAUAUUAAAUGAUAUCAAAAUUCGAUUGAAAAGUAAUGAAUUAUAUAAAGAGAUGAAAAGAAUAUUCGCCAAUUACAAACUUUAAUCGAUAACAUAACAACAUAUCCCUCGAUACGAACGACUGAUCCUUUCAGUCUUUGAUCAAUUAUAAAAAGUAAAGAGAAAAAAAAAGAACAAAAAAUAAAAAAUGAAAAGAAUAUAAAAAACAAUUCGCUCCCUGACCCAGAAAAUGAAAGAAACGAAAAACUCGUAGUCGACAGAUUCAUUCUACCUUCAAUACCCUUUUCUUUUCUUGUCUUAACCAAUGAUAAAAAAAAAAACAAAAAAAAAUUAAUAAAUAAAUAAAUUUAUUCGUUCGUUAAUUAAUUAAUAUAUAAAUAAAUAAAUACGACAGGGGAUGAUGAUACGAUUCGAGGCUCACGUUUAAACGUUGGAGAAAUUGGUUGCAUUCACGGAGGUAUGUGUGGUUGCCAAGGUUACCGGAGGGGCUGGACCAGAUCUUUAUAGAGAGAGAGAGAGAGAAAGAGAGAUAGAUAGACAGAGAGAGAGAGAGAGAGAGAGAGAGAGAGAGAGAGAGAGAGAAGAGCGUUGGCGCUAUCGAGGAUUUCGAGGAGGGGCGGGCUACGGGGGUGUGUGCUUACUAGGGGAGGUUGCAGCCAGAAAUUUUAUAGAGAUGGAGUUUCUGCAGAAUCAUCACACGGUGAACACCUCCGAGUCGCCGUACACUCUCGGCACAGGAUCGGUGGGUACAAUCGAAGCAACCAUACCAUCUGGGCUUUGUACCGGUUCGUUGGGUGUUCUUACAAACGACGAUACCUUGACCGACAAUCAAAAUGAAGAAACGUUAAGUGCAUUGCAAGGUACAUUACGUUUGCAAGAUUUACAAGCCUCCACGGAGGAUAUUACGGGGCCAGAUCAAACUCAACAAAUUCAAACGAAUUCAGGCCAAGGCCAAGUGGUUGGUGGUGAAUUUGGUAGUGGUUUUUGGGUCGACGAUAUGGCAGGUUUUCCACCAUUGGAUUUGGAUCCAUUGCCUGGUUUGUUCAGUCCUUGUUCGGGUACAUACAAUUGGGGAUGUCCAAGGGGCGAUUGCGUACCAAGGACAAACAAUGGUAAUGGCGAGGGCGUCGCUGACGUAUUGUUAUCCUUGAAACAUGCCGUCGUACAUCCUGGAAGUCCUACAGGAGGAUAUUAUUCAACGGGUGGACCUACGACGCAUCACUAUACUCAAGAUUAUACUCAGAAUUUAGGACCACCCGUAGGCCCGCCACCAACUCAUUACGCGUCGGCACCAGCAAUGUCGGUCAACGUUUCGAUGAACAUGACGAUGAACAUGAACUUGCAUCCUGGGUACGAGCAAAGUUAUUCGUCGGCAUGGGGUGCAGAACCGUUGUUAAGUCCCGCCCCUCAAUACAAUCCAGUAGAAACACAGACGAGGGUAAAUCAGGCGUCGACGAAUGGCCUGAUAGGUGGUAGUACUGGUCACGCCCACGCUCAUCCCCAUCCGCACACUCACCCCCGUCUCCAAGGACCGAACGAGCACGCGCUCUGUGUUAAUGGUGGUGGAGGUGGACCAAACGUCGUUACCAACCCGGACGACAAUGGCAGGCCAAAUCUCUGCAGGAUAUGCGGAAAAUCUUAUGCCCGGCCUAGUACUCUUAAAACACAUCUUAGGACUCACUCUGGCGAGAAACCGUUCAGAUGUCAUGCGUGCUCGAAAGCCUUCAGCCAAGCUGCCAACUUGACCGCCCAUACGAGAACACAUUCAGGAGAGAAACCAUUCCGCUGUCCAGUUUGCGAUAGAAGAUUUUCACAAAGCAGUUCGGUGACGACACACAUGAGAACUCAUUCUGGUGAACGUCCUUACAGAUGUCGCCUUUGCAAGAAAGCAUUCUCCGACAGUUCGACGUUGACAAAACACUUACGAAUUCAUUCCGGUGAGAAACCAUAUCAGUGCAAGGUAUGUCUCCUAAGAUUUAGUCAAAGUGGCAAUCUCAACAGGCACAUGAGGGUUCAUACGGCGACCCUAACGUGACACAAUUCAACGAAGACAAUCGAUAGCAAUCAUUCGCUGCCACGAUAUUGUCGAAUACCGGUUAUUCGACAUGGAACUGGAACUAUUACUAUUACUACUACUACUACUACUACUACUACUUCUACUGCUGCUGCUGCUACUAUUAAUACUAAUACUACCACUAAUACUAAUAAUAACUUGACGACAAAAAUUUAGAAUAAUAAUCGAUAAAUAGAUCGAAAUACAAAACACCGAAGUGUGUGUUGUCUCUGUACAGCCGAUAAAUCUCUCUUCUCUCAUUCCUCCCGACUGCAACCGAAAUUUUAAAAAGAGAAAAAGAUAAUAGAAUAAAAUAAAAUAGUGUUUAAAAAAAAAAGAAACUAAAAAAGAAUCCUGAUAAAAUUCAGUUCUUUCGAAAUGUUUUUUCUACAGAAAAACAAAAAAAAAAGAAAGAAAGAAAAAAGCAACCUAAAGAUCGCAUCGAUCAAUCUUCCACGUCAGAGUCUUCGAAUAGGUAAUAUCGUAAAUCGAGAAAAAUAAAAUUAAUUAAUACGGUCGAAAUAACAAUAACAAAAUUAAAUCGAAUUAAGAAAAGAAAAGCAAAAUUAAAAAUUAAAUAUAAACGGUAUUCCAAUCAAAUUCAAUUCUAACGAAACUAAAUUUAAAAAUCAAUCAAAGAUCUCAUCGAUCGUUCACGUUCGAGCCUUCGGAUAGGGAAAAUAUAAAUCAAGCAAUGAAAUGAAAUGAAAUGAAAUGAAAUGA